GACCAUCCAAAUCUGCAUUAUUGUGUCUGUCAGAUGCAAUAUAGCAAGGACUCCUGUUAUGACCUAGCAUUCCUCAUCCCACUCAGUUUGAAAGUAUCCGAUCCCCUUCCGGUCCCAUUUCUUGUGUACUGCAAGUCCCGGGCUGAUGCUGAACGGAGUGCCAGCUUCCUGAGGUCACGACUAUGUGCAUCCCUCAGAGAGAAAAUCAUUUGGGUGCAUUCUGGGAUGUCAGAUGUGUCAGAGACCAGAUUCGAGACGAAGGAAUGUCUCCGUAAUGGA
This is a messenger RNA of Cantharellus anzutake, 279 nucleotides long. RefSeq lists its product as uncharacterized. Lineage: Eukaryota; Fungi; Basidiomycota; Agaricomycetes; Cantharellales; Hydnaceae. The annotation marks the transcript as partial. The transcript has a single exon. The record is from RefSeq and is a predicted model, not a curated record.